Molecule: messenger RNA, 3054 nt
Organism: Lates calcarifer (barramundi perch)
Lineage: Eukaryota; Metazoa; Chordata; Actinopteri; Centropomidae
Gene: hoxb4a
Product: homeobox B4a
Exons: 2
Coding region: 409-1188 (259 amino acids)
Biological process (GO): embryonic skeletal system morphogenesis; regulation of transcription by RNA polymerase II; anterior/posterior pattern specification
Cellular component (GO): nucleus
Molecular function (GO): RNA polymerase II cis-regulatory region sequence-specific DNA binding; DNA-binding transcription factor activity, RNA polymerase II-specific
Source: RefSeq, a predicted model, not a curated record
UGUUUUCUGCGUGUCGGACGCGCUUUGUUAUUGUUGUGAUUCUCUGCCUGCUUAGGACGGCAUGCGUGCCGACAUGUGGUGGAGAGAUAGGCUAUAUAGAGAGAACGGUGCAUAUGGAGAGAGGCGAGGGGGGGGUUAUUGUAACACUGAAUACCCACAAACUGAGGCCAUAUGAUAAUGCGCGUGCGGGGGGCUCUGUGUAUGCUUAAUCCCAUUUCCUUAUCCGGGGUUUGUCCUGGAGGCUUGCCAUUGGUCGGCUGCCGUCACGUGGCUUCUUAACUUUGUUCACUUGACAGAAAAGUAGGAGGGUUCAACGGAACAGGAAUAACCGAAGAGUAAAGGGAUGAGAUAUAAAUUUUAGUUAUAUAUUUUCCGAGUAGGUGCAAUUCCACAAAAAGACUGAAAUUAAUGGCCAUGAGCUCCUAUUUGAUCAACUCCAACUAUGUGGACCCGAAGUUCCCACCGUGCGAGGAAUACUCACAGAGCGACUAUCUGCCCAGCCACUCUCCGGACUAUUACAGCUCUCAGAGGCAGGAGCCUGCUGCCUUUCAGCCGGACUCCCUCUACCACCACCAUCAACACCACCCACACCAUCAGAACCACCAGCAGCAGCAGCAGCGAGCCGAGCCGCCAUUCACGCCGUGCCAGCGCACAGGGCAGCCCGCCUCGGUGGUGAUGUCCCCUCGGGGUCACGUCCUCCCCCCGGCAGGGCUGCAGACCACCCCCGUCCCGGAGCAGAGUCACCGUUGCGACUCGGUGACACCCAGCCCGCCUCCGCCUCCGUCUUGCGGCCAAACACCCCACAGCCAAAGCACUUCUUCCCCCGCGAGCACUCGUAAGGACCCCGUUGUGUACCCGUGGAUGAAGAAAGUCCAUGUAAACAUCGUGAGUUCAAACUACACAGGAGGUGAACCGAAGCGGUCGCGGACGGCCUACACGCGCCAGCAAGUCCUGGAGCUCGAGAAGGAGUUCCACUACAACCGGUACCUGACGCGCAGGCGCAGGGUGGAGAUAGCGCACACACUGUGCCUGUCAGAGCGACAGAUCAAGAUCUGGUUCCAGAACCGGAGGAUGAAAUGGAAGAAGGACCAUAAGUUGCCCAACACCAAGGUCCGCUCCGGAACAAACAGCAACACAAACUCCCAGGCCCUAACCGGUUCACAGAGCCGUUCUAGCGGGCACCUAUAGCCCGGUACUUUGGCUCUUUGUCUGACGUGUCCGUUUUCCCACACGAUUCCCAAACUGAACGCCAAACCGGCAGCCACGCUUGUAACCACCGGAACCUGCACUUUGGACCGGAAUAACGCUUUUACUGUGGAGGGAGGGAUGUCUACGCCGCCUGUAUGGCCCUGAUCUGUGCUGAUGGUACACACUAUGAUAUGACGUGGGAGGGGUGGAUGGGAAGAUUCCCCAUUCAUAAAAAACAGGCGAAGAAGGAGACUGACAGAAAAGAAAAAACGAUGCGGUCGCUUCUUUGCUUUUACCCCCGCCAUUCUCUCUCUGACUCUCUUUCUCGGCGUUUAUGUUUCUGUCUUUUUAUACCCCUCUCUCACUCCCUCUCUAUGAGGGAGCAUAAGACGGUAGGUUGAACAGAAUGUGCGCGAGUGUGUGUGGUUCCUUUCCUUCUUUUUUCUAUCCGAGACUUUUUUUUUUUUUUGGUGAAGAUGGAUCCUCGUUUUCAUCUUUAAUCAUGCCAAACUCGGGCCUCAUUUGUCAUGUUUACUCUGCGGGUACAAAGCAAAGGGGUGAACCGCGGCUCUGCCCAUUACCCCUCGCCCCUACACCCCCCACCCCCGUACCCCUCCCCAAACCACUACCCCCUCACCCCCCCCCACCACCCCACUCAGACACUCACACACGCACGUGUAAUAAAUGGAACUCUGGUUUCGUCAAGAGAAGUAUUCUUACACCCCACUACACACACACACCUACAUCCACACACACACACACACACAAACACAUGGCCGACCUUAAUACUCUAACAUCGAACAGGCUGUAACCUCCGGUAUGAUCCAAAAUGACACCAGGCAGUUUCUCGUGUCUCGUCGUUAUAAUAAUUACUGGUCAUAUUUCUGUUUUGUUUAAUGACGAAUUAUAGCUUUUUAAAUUUUAAUUCUAGUUAUUUUUGAAUUCAGUGUUGAUUGUAAAAUGAUAUGUGCUGUCAUUGGUGAAGAUGAGGAGCGUUUAUGUGGUCCGUUGAUUGUUCAUUUUGUGAUGUUGUAUACAAGGAAACAGACUGACAGGGUGAUUCAAGUGAGGAAAAAAAAAAGUCUAAUUAAAGCAUUUUCCACUACGUACCAAACAGGGUUUAUAAAGCUGCCUAUAACAAAGGAGACUAAUAUUCAAACCAAAAUCCUGGUACAAGUAGCUCAAGAACACAUUAUAAAAAGCAGCACUAUACAAUGUACUACCUAUUACCUCAGCUCUACUUAUAUAUAUAUAUAUAUAUAGAUAUAUUAUUUUUUUUGUAACCUUAUUUUCUCUUACUCGCUGAAUGAAGUGACAGCUUUUCGAGCUUUUAUAUUUUUUAAAUUGUGUGACGAGUUAUUAUAAUAAUUAUUAUUAUCUGCAAUACAAAAGGCGCUCUUCAUUUCUUGUAUGUGAAUCAAAAGUUAUUUAAUUCUAAGUAAUUGUUGCAGCCAGAGACAUUCAGAAAAAUAAGGAGCCUUUUAUCGCAUGUCUGAAUGGUGUUGAUUCAUUUUCUCUCUUUCCUCCGCACAUUAAAUGCGCGCGCACUUCCUUUUUUCUCUUUGCAUCUCCUUUUCUCUCUGUUUUUUCCUCCUCGCUCCACUUUACUAUUCUGCAAGUGUUUUUCAAUUGAUGUUAUUUUUUUUGUACAUUCCAAAGAUCAGUUUCUGUCGUUACUGAUGAUGGUGAUGAUGAUGAUGAUGAUGAUAUGAUAGCCUGUGUAUUAUAACUGAAAAUGUUAUUGUUGAACAUGUUACCGUCCCUGAUAUGUAAGUGGCUCCUUUCCCUGCUUAUACCUACUCAGUGUCUACCUUCUUAUUAUUUGUAAAUAGUCCAUCGAAAUUUAAAUAAAUGCCUGAAAAUGUA